AAAGUACCCCGGAACCCAAGCUUACAACGACCUCCACAAUAAAAGGCUCCUUUUCAAACUGACAGACGUUUUAACUUCGGUGGAUCUUUGGAUUUCCUAACCUCUAUUAACUUUUUUCAAUAUCCUCAAAAAAAAGAGUAAAAGACACUCUCUCCUCUUGAAUCAUCGCCAUGAAUAGGUUUCGCUUUGGCGACUCCGAUGAGUCUGCCUCCGAGGUCGACGAUGAUACCUCCGGACUUCCCUUUCCUGAGCCAUUGUCCCGCUCAUCCUUUCUCGCGCCCGACUUUGACCCUGCAGAGUACUUAUCCUCCCUGACUAAUCGACACCAAAGCCUGGAAGACCUACGGCAGGAACUGCGCGACUUGGACCAAUUGCUUAGCCGAGAAUUGCUGGACCUAGUCAACGAAAAUUACCGGGAUUUCCUGUCGCUUGGAAUUGCACUACAAGGAGGGGAGGAGAAGGUCGAGCAAGUACGUGUUGGGCUACUGGCAUUCCAACGAGACGUCCAGUCCAUCCGCGACAAGGUCGACGCAAGGUAUCGAGAAGUGGAGCAACUAGUGGAAGAAAAGAAGCGCCUACGAAAACAGGCAAACGUUGGGAGGGCCCUGCUGGAUUACGCUGAUCGGGUCGAUGAGCUGGAAAGGAAACUAAUGAUUCGUGACUCAACACCUGCCCAUCAAGGCGACUCUACCAAGGACCUCGAUACGGAUUCUGACUUGCUGGACAGUGAGAGUGAGGAGAGCGAGGAGGAAGAGCUUCCGAAUGGUGCAUCGGCUACCCCUCUUGUAUCACUGAAGAGACUUGAGCAUCAUAUUCAGAAAUAUGUCUACUUGACAAGGCUGUCAUCGCGGAUAGGGGACGAUCAUCCGUUCCUUCUCAAUCAACAACCGCGAUUAUCCAAGAUAAGGUCUGCAGUACUCUUGGAUCUCAAAACGGCUCUCGAACAAGCAAAGAACGCGGGCGAGAAACGGGAUACAAAAACGCUGGCCGUAUUGCGUCUCUACAAACUGAUGGGGGAGGACACCAGUGCAGUAUCUGCUCUGAAGAAUCUGAAAUUAUAGAUCGUGCCCGGUACUUACACUAGGCAUGUGCAUAGCGUGGGCGUUUGGGAUGCUGGGAUCUCCAGGAAUAUAUAUGAAACAAUACCAUUAUACACCGUGCCUUUCCUAAUAAAACAUAAUCUGUACACCCAAACACUCGAAUAAGUUGAAGCUAUUUUACAGACCGCUCAAAGAUGCAGGCUCGGGGGAAUUGUCAGACUUGAACUCUCCGUUCAAACUGAAACCAGGGCCAUUGGUCGAGCUCAGCAC
Aspergillus alliaceus is the source of this 1310-nucleotide messenger RNA. Its product is annotated as COG2 family protein. The record is from RefSeq and is a predicted model, not a curated record. NCBI's taxonomy places the organism in Eukaryota, Fungi, Ascomycota, Eurotiomycetes, Eurotiales, Aspergillaceae. The transcript is spliced from 2 exons. Bases 171 to 1061 code for a protein of 296 amino acids. Gene Ontology annotation, biological process: protein transport; intra-Golgi vesicle-mediated transport; Golgi organization. Gene Ontology annotation, cellular component: membrane; COG complex.